ACAAGGAAUUCAACUCAGAUCAGAGGUUCAGACUCUAACCCGUAAAGUGCUAAGUUUUAAAAAUGAGAAGAAUAAGUAAAUAAAAUUGAAAAGUUGGAAGAAGAAAAUCAGAAAUUAAAAUAAAGAAAAAUCUCAACAAAAAUUAGAGUAUGAAGGACAAAUAGAAAAAGUUAAGAGAAAGUUGAACUCAGCAAUGAAAUACAUUAGUUCGAUGCCAGAGGGCAAUAUGAAAAAUCAAAGAAUUUCAAAUACAGAUAGCAAGAAAACCAACUGCCAAGAUUUUGAAUUACUACAAGAGAAAACCGAUCUAGAGAAUAAAGUAAAAAAUUUGGAAGCAAAAUGAAAAAAAUACAAGAAAAAAUCAGAUAUUUUAAAGCUGAAAGCUCAAGAAGUUUUGGAAAAAUUUAGAGAUUUAGAAAAACAAAGUUUAGGAAUUAUGUCUAGUUCAAAAACUACAAGCAGGUGUUCAAAAUGUCAUGAUUCAAAUAUGCAUUCAUCAUUUGGACGUUCUCCAGUGACUUCGAACCUAAAGUCGCCUUCUUUUGACUUAACGCUAACCUCCCCACAAGAAAAAUUGUAUGAAACUUCUGUGGAAAAGGUCCAGGAAAGAACGCCACUUAGUCAAAUAAAGGAAGAAGGCUCAAGCCAGCACCAGGAAGAAGAGAUAGAAUUCAACGUAUACGACUACACUAAGCAGAAAGGCUCUUGUGAGGAUAAUGAUACUGCUGAGUUUGGAGAUGACGAUAUUGGCCAGCAGGAAAUUAGGCAGAACUUCAAGGAUUUACAAGAUCUUCAGUGUAAGGGAGACUUAAAGGACGGGGAUCAGAAGAAGGCAUGGCAACUAUCUGACAGUGAUAGUAGUGAGAUAGAAGAGAUUGUUGUUGAGGAAAGAGAGACACUGAUCGAGGAAAGCAAGUUAAACGAUGGGAGACAAACUGAGACUCUUUAUGAGGAGUAUGAUUUUAGUUCAGAUAAGGAAAAUGAGGAUAUAAAUUACUCUCAAAAAUUGUGAAACAAAGAAUGAAAGAGGACUCUAAAGGAGAUUGAUAUUAACAAACAAUCCAGUUUAUCACUCCAUCCAAGCAGCCUAACGUAUAAACUUCAAUCAUACUUGAGUCCGUGCACUUCUCCAAACCCUUCUCAACAAAUUUCUCCUUCACUACACGACCCACUAUUAUUUCCAGGAUCUAGCUCAAUAGACCCAUGUGAUCCUGUCAAGCCGGGUAUUUUUAGAUGCAGUCAAAAUAAGGCUUCUCCUUUUUAUCAGAAAGCUCAAAAGGUAUCCCCUUGCCAAUUGGAUUCAGAAUUCAAUCAGACAACUUCUAAUUUCACUUACAAGUCUCCUAGCAAUUACUCAUACUUCAACGAGUUCAAGUCCUGCGACAAAAUGGAACUAGAAGUCUCAGAAUGCUCUUCAAGCGAGUACUAG
Messenger RNA from Moneuplotes crassus, 1429 nucleotides. The record is from the annotation of a GenBank genome assembly. Lineage: Eukaryota; Ciliophora; Spirotrichea; Euplotida; Euplotidae.